AUGACUUCAAAGGGAUCAUUCAAUUCAAAUUUCAUAAUCGUAAUCCGUGAUUGGUUGCGAGCAACGUGUUCUGUAUUUUCUAUCGAAUUCUAUUUGUUCUUUUCGUUUUUUUCAAUUGUUAAGUUUUUGCAUUAAAAAUGCCACCAAAAAAAGCUGCGCCUCUGCCAAAACCGAAUGAAAAGAAGAAAAGAGUUACCAAGUCGUCGAAGGCGGGCCUCUUGAUGCCGGUAACGCGCAUCCGAAAUAAAAUGAAGGAAGGACGAUACGCUAAAAUCAUCGGUACCGGCGGUGCCGUUUUCAUGGCAGGUGUAUUGGAAUACGUAGCAGCGGAAAUCCUGGAAUGUGCCGGUACUGUCGCUCGCGACAAUCAAAAACAACGAAUCAAUCCGCGCCAUAUCAAUGUGGCGGUUCGAAGCGAUUCCGAAUUGGACAAAUUGUUCAAGGAUAUAACGAUUCCAGGAGGAGGAGUCUUACCCUUCAUUCAUGAGGUAUUGUUGCCGAAGGCUAAAACUGCGAAUACAGAAAUGGAAGCGGAAACGGAUGACGGCGAUUAAUUAUAAGCUUUCGACUGCAUUUUAUUGAAUGCAGUAAACGAAAAGCUGAAUGAUUUAGCUUAUUAAGGAAAAUAUUCUAGGAAAAAUGUUUUUGCCUCUUUUGUACAAAGAGAACUUUUGCUGACAUUAAAUGUAAUUAUUUUCUUUUGCUUGAAUAAAAUAUCGAGCAUGGAAAUGAUGGAA
Bradysia coprophila is the source of this 737-nucleotide messenger RNA. RefSeq lists its product as uncharacterized. Gene Ontology annotation, molecular function: protein heterodimerization activity; DNA binding; structural constituent of chromatin. Lineage: Eukaryota; Metazoa; Arthropoda; Insecta; Diptera; Sciaridae. Gene Ontology annotation, cellular component: nucleosome. The record is from RefSeq and is a predicted model, not a curated record.